AUGGACUGUAGUAAUACCCAAACACAAACACCACCGUCGUACUGUGCUCAAGUUGUCGGACCGCCGCCAUGCUAUUCCUGCAAACUACUCUUCGGCGAACAGCUCAUUCAAGAGACGCGAAGCCUUCAGGGACUUGCCCGUGGCACCUUCAAGAAACGGUGUGGCGGAAUAGUUGCUGCCCUUACUGAGCAGGAGGAUGACGCGACUAUUCCAACGUACGGACGACAAAGUUCUGUGAACGGUGCGGUCGCACUCGAUAAUCGUGAAGGAACAACAGAGGUCACAGUCAAGCUCCUGGGCCGAAUGUACCUACAUAUCCCGGUUUUCAAGUCCUGUACGGUGACAUUGGUGGACCAGCGGCAGACUCUUUGGUCAUGUCUCUCUAUUGCUGGGACCUCCUCAGUUUGUCCUGAGACCAUGCCUUUCUCCUUUGUUCUUCCCUCCGCUUUCAAGGACGGAAACACCUCGUAUCCCUUACCUCCGUCCUUCGAUCUCGCUUGUCUAGGCCCUUCUGGACUUAAAGCUGUUUGCAACUAUACCCUCGAGAUCAAAGCUGUAGGCCGAGGUAUUGGCCGUUGGACGAAAGUCAAAAAAAUGGUCAUUCCGAUGGAGUUCAUGCCUCGUUCUCGGCCAGCCUCCUUCUCACCUGUGCCAGAUGUCCAGUUAAUCCGAUGUGCCCUCAAGACUCUUCCUGGGGAAUGGUACGAAAGUUUAACGACAAUUCCAUCACGAUCGCCCAAAACGUUACCCCCGGUCAGCGCACUUAUUUUUAUCCCCUCCAUUAGGGCCUUCGCAUAUUCCGAGACUAUACCUUUUUAUGUCCAACUAAGCGGUCCACGCUGUUCCCUAAGCAGCCUCUCAGGGCAUUCCCCGACCUCGCCUACACCACCGACCGUGAGGGUGUCUCUCUUACGCCAGUGCACGCUUCUUGUCGGCGACCAAAAAGACUGGCAAAACCACACCCUGUCUCAAGGUGUAAUCCGUGCUGUAUCCCCACCUGUCUGCAAUCCAGCAGGCCCAUGGCAGGACAGUCUUGAUUGGCAAGGGACGAUUCAAGUCCCGAAGGAUCUAAGGAAUCCCAGUUUCUUUGCGGGGCGUUUAAGUGUAAAGGAUUUUCUCGUCCUGUCAGUUGCCCCCGCAGAACCUGUAAAAGCGGCUUUCGGACGUCAUCAGUUAGUUGUCCCAGUAAAAAUAGUGACGGAUUCUUGGACAGUGGGCGAACCAGCCACAUGA
Marasmius oreades (fairy-ring Marasmius) is the source of this 1233-nucleotide messenger RNA. RefSeq lists its product as uncharacterized. NCBI's taxonomy places the organism in Eukaryota, Fungi, Basidiomycota, Agaricomycetes, Agaricales, Marasmiaceae. The coding region runs from base 1 to 1233 and encodes 410 amino acids. The record is from RefSeq and is a predicted model, not a curated record. The transcript has 5 exons.